AAUGUUGUUACCGGAAGUGACGUUUACGUUACUUUUACUCGUGGACUUUACUUUAUCGGCAGAUUCGGCGGCAACCAGGACCGGUUUUUAUAGUCUUGAGGGAAAUACGGAGGGUUUAGGAAAUAGGGUAUUGUGGUGACAGUUGAGGCAAAAGGACUGCGUUUGCAGGAGGGGAAAUGGGAGGACUUGGAAACGGGUCGAAUCCGCGGAUGUAAAGCGGAAGAGUGCUGUUGUUCCCGCGGGAGGGCUCAAACAGCCGCCAAAGAGGAGGAAGGAAGAAACCGCUGCAUGGAGCGCGAGGUCCACAUUAAGAAGUUGUUGUGAUCUGAAAGAAUUGUAAUAUGGCUACAGGAGACCUUAAAGGAAAUUUGCGGAGAAUAGAGCAAGGACUUCGGCUUCUAAAUUAUUCCAAAGAUGUGGAUUAUAAUGGAUUAGCAAAGGGUGAUCCAGCUGCAUUUUUGCCCAUCAUCAGCUACUGCUUCACGUCUUUCUCAGCCCACAUAAUGGAACUUCUGGUAGAACUGGAUGUGGAACUUAUGGCGAAAAAUGACUUGCGCUUUAUUGAGUCUAUUUAUAAGCUUCUCCGGGAUCAUUUUCAAUAUAAACCGGUAUUAACAAAGCAACAGUUUCUCCAGUACGGUUUUGCAGAAAGAAAAAUGCAGAUUGUUUGUGAUAUUAUUAAUAUGGUCUAUAAAAAGCACAAAGAAUUUAGUAACGUGAACAAGGUGAAAUCCCAACCAAGAAAGAAAAUCCAUGUAGUGAAACAUGAACCAGAAGCAAGCAUUUCAGAUAUUGAUUCUGUAUUUGUUGAUGCUGUGGAUUUUCAACCGAAACUUCAAAUAGAACGCCAUUCGAGUGCAAUCAAUGUUUGUUGCUCCAAAGAUGUAGUCACUGAAGUACUUCAUGAAGAGACUGAUUCUUCCAAUAUACAACAAGAACUUUUGAGGAAUUAUGAUGAUCAAAUGAAAGAACUAAAGAGCCAGCUUGCUGAACUGCAGGAAAAAGUUAAUAAACUGAAAUGGGUAGAAGAAAAAGUGUAUGUUUUGGAAGAGAAACUGCAGGGUAAAGUGAUUAUAGAUGAGAGAGACUGGAAUAAUCUGUUGAGCCGUGUCGUGCUCCUUGAAACACAGCUCAUACAGCAACCCAAAAAGAUUGACUUAUCCACAGAAUGUAAUCAUAUGAAAGAAGACAACGCGUCUGGCAUAUGUAUGACUCCAGUUUCUCCAGAUAAGGAAAAGGAGGAGCUGCCAGAGAGUCUUCACCAUUCAUCUGGAUACAGUUCACUGAUAUCUUCAGACCCAUCUCCCAAAGCCAUGGUUGUUAAUAAUCAUGAUUUAUCCAAGCUUUCAAAGGAGACAACAAUUCAGAGAAUGGAACGGAUAAGCAAAAUGAUUGAAGAAACCUCAGAGUUAUUGAAGACCUCCAACAGUACCUCCUAAAGUAUUUUGUCCUAAACUUCCAGCUAUCUGAAAGUAAUUAUGUAUAUGUGUAAAAAAAAUUUAAACCCAUUUGAAUCCAUUUGUGAUUCUUUUUGAAUCAAAAUGUUUGCCAAUGAUACAUUUUAAUAAAAAUAAAACAUUUUACAAUACCA
Messenger RNA from Sphaerodactylus townsendi, 1591 nucleotides. It is a transcript of the gene CEP44, whose product is annotated as centrosomal protein 44. The record is from RefSeq and is a predicted model, not a curated record. The transcript is spliced from 11 exons. Bases 342 to 1439 code for a protein of 365 amino acids. Gene Ontology annotation, cellular component: spindle pole; centrosome. NCBI's taxonomy places the organism in Eukaryota, Metazoa, Chordata, Lepidosauria, Squamata, Sphaerodactylidae.